UUUUUUCUGUAAUCUACCAAGGGCUGAAAGAAAAUAUAUACAUCAUUUUUAUUGUUGACAACAAUAAUAAAGCCCUGUUUCAUUUUUUAAUUUAUAGAAUUCUUUUCAAUGUGUGCACAAAAAAAUCAAUAAAAAUAGGGCUCAAUCUCAAUAUAACACAAAUUGUAAACAGAAGAAAAAACAAAUAUAAAGGCUAUGGCGGACUUAGAAGCGGUGUUAGCUGAUGUCAGCUAUCUGAUGGCAAUGGAAAAAUCUAAAUGUACUCCAGCUGCAAGGGCCAGCAAGAAGUUAAUUUUACCAGACCCCAGCGUCAGAAGUGUUAUGUAUAAAUAUUUGGAGAAGGAAAAUGAACUACAUUUUCAAAAAAUUUUUAACGAAGUUUUGGGUUACUUGCUGUUUAAAGACUUUUGUGAGAACGAUUCUGAUGAACCUAUACAACAAUUAAAAUUUUAUGAACAGAUAAAAACAUUUGAAAAAACCGAAUGUUACGAUGAGAGGAAAAAACUUGCUCGAGAAAUUUAUGAUAAUUUUAUUAUGGAAGAAAUGUUGUCCCACACCUAUGACUACUCUAAAGAUGCCGUUGCAAGCGUUCAAAAAUAUUUAUUAAAAAAUGAAGUUCCAGUUGACUUAUUUGAACCUUACAUGGAAGAAAUAUUUACCCAACUGAAAGGAAAACCAUUCAAAAAAUUCUUGGAAAGCGAUAAAUUUACAAGGUUUUGCCAGUGGAAAAAUUUGGAACUGAACAUACAACUGACCAUGAAUGAUUUCAGCGUACAUAGGAUAAUUGGACGAGGGGGGUUUGGAGAAGUGUAUGGAUGUCGGAAAGCAGACACAGGAAAAAUGUAUGCUAUGAAAUGUUUAGACAAAAAACGAAUUAAAAUGAAACAAGGGGAAAUGCUGGCAUUAAAUGAACGAAACAUGUUGCAAGCAGUUAGCACUGGAAUUGAUUGUCCGUUUAUAGUUUGCAUGACAUACGCCUUUCAUACACCAGAUAAGCUCUGUUUUAUACUAGACCUUAUGAAUGGUGGUGACCUUCAUUAUCAUUUAUCUCAACAUGGAAUUUUCUCAGAAGACGAAAUGAAAUUUUAUGCAGCUGAGGUGAUUUUGGGCUUAGAACAUAUGCAUAAACGAAGCAUUGUGUACCGUGAUUUAAAACCGGCCAACAUUUUGCUUGAUGAAAAUGGACAUAUAAGAAUUUCUGAUUUGGGAUUAGCUUGCGACUUUUCAAGAAAAAAACCGCAUGCUUCAGUCGGAACCCACGGAUAUAUGGCGCCAGAAGUGUUAUCUAAAGGAACGUCGUAUGAUUCUUGUGCUGAUUGGUUCAGUUUCGGAUGCAUGUUAUAUAAACUGUUGAAAGGUCAUUCUCCAUUUCGACAGCAUAAAACAAAGGACAAGCAAGAAAUAGACAAAAUGACACUAACUAUGAACGUAGAACUUCCAGAAUCGUUUUCUAUGGAAUUAAGAAGUUUGUUAGAAAUGUUACUUCAAAGGGAUGUACCUAAACGUCUUGGUUGCAUGGGGAAUGGUGCGGAUGAAGUUAAAAUGCAUAGUUUUUUUUGUGGAAUCGAUUGGCACCAAGUUUAUAUUCAAAAAUAUACUCCGCCCUUAGUACCCCCUAGAGGUGAAGUAAAUGCCGCUGAUGCCUUUGAUAUCGGAUCAUUUGACGAGGAAGAUACGAAGGGCAUAAAACUGAACGACACGGAUCAAGAUCUUUAUAGGAUGUUUUCUUUGACUAUAUCGGAGAGGUGGCAACAGGAAGUUUCGGAAACUGUAUUUGAAACAGUCAACUCUGAGACUGACAGAGUUGAACAAAAAAGGAAAGCAAAGCAAAAGCAACAUUUUGAUACAGAUGAAAAAGAAUCCGAUUGUAUACUCCAUGGAUACAUAAAAAAACUUGGAGGAUCUUUUGCGUCUUUGUGGCAAACAAAAUAUGCCAAGUUAUAUCCAAAUAGGCUAGAACUUCAUUCUGAAAGUGGAAAUAACAAACCAGAAUUGAUAUUUAUGGACCAAGUAGAAGAUAUCUCAUCCGAUUUUAUUCUACAUAAAAACGAAAAUUGCAUUCAAAUUCGGAUAAAUGAUGGAAGCCGAGAUGGUAGAAUUAUUUUGACAAACUCAGAUGAAAUAGGCCUAAAAGAAUGGGCAUCUUCUCUAAGGUCAGCGCAUAAAUUGUCACAAGACCUAUUGGGAUCGAUGGCUAAAAAGGCUGGCAAAAUAUAUGGAAGUGAAAGAGAUGGCAACAAAACCAUGUAUAUUCUUGGUGGAAACUGUUCAACGAAAACUUCAAACGGAUCUAAUUAAAAUAUUUUUAGUUUUUAUAGCUUCAAAGAUUUAUCCUACGUAAAUAGGGGUAAACGGUUUGAAAAUAAAUGUGAAAAUAUUUAUGACAA
Messenger RNA from Drosophila ficusphila, 2387 nucleotides. It is a transcript of the gene Gprk1, whose product is annotated as G protein-coupled receptor kinase 1. The coding region runs from base 196 to 2298 and encodes 700 amino acids. The record is from RefSeq and is a predicted model, not a curated record. Gene Ontology annotation, molecular function: G protein-coupled receptor kinase activity; G protein-coupled receptor binding; ATP binding. Lineage: Eukaryota; Metazoa; Arthropoda; Insecta; Diptera; Drosophilidae. Gene Ontology annotation, biological process: regulation of signal transduction; protein phosphorylation; G protein-coupled receptor signaling pathway. The transcript is spliced from 15 exons.